UACUCCAGAUAUCAGCUGGGAUGGGAGAUAAAAGCUGCUGGACAGAAGAGAGCGUCCCAACAGAACUUCAUCUUCUUCAGACGAGAACUAAGAGCUCAAACUCAAAACUAUGCUGCGCUGCGCUUUCUUUCUGAUGUGCCUUUUGCACUUAAAGCACACAAUAUUGGGAGCCGUCACUCCAAAGCCAAUCCUUAUCAACGGCACCUACAUCAACCCAGAGCUGGGCAACUAUCACGCUAGAUUGAGGAGUAUCGCCCGCAGCUGCCUGGAAAUCAAAGAGAAACACGACGGCACGCAGGACGGCAUGUACAUCCUGACCACAGCGAGCGGCACAUAUUACCAGGCCUUCUGUGACAUGAACACGGCCGGAGGCGGAUGGACUCUUGUGGCCAGCGUCCAUGAGAACAACAUCAAAGGGAAGUGCUCUGUUGGUGACCGCUGGUCGAGCCAGCAGGGAAACGCCCUGAACCUGCCUGAAGGAGACGGAGCAUGGGCGAACACCGCCACGUUCGGCAGCGCAGAGAGCUCGACUAGUGACGACUACAAGAAUCCUGGCUACUACGACAUCUCCGCACAAGAUGUGUCAGUGUGGCACAUUCCCAAUGAUGAGCAGCUGAGAAACUGGACGUCUUCUGCCAUCCUGCGCUACCAUACCGAGAGCCAGUUCCUGAAAGAGCACGGGGGAAACCUGUACCACUUAUUCAAGAAGUACCCAGUGAGGUUUGGAGCCGGACACUGUAAGAGCGAUACGGGAGCCGUCAGUCCGGUGGUGUAUGAUAAGGGAGACAAAGAUUCAACUGCAAAAUUAUAUGGACCGUCAAAGGACUUUGAGCCUGGCUUCAUCACCUUCAGAGUGUUUAACGAUGAUCAAGCAGCCAUGGCCCUGUGCUCCGGAGUCAAACCCACUGCAUGCAAUCCUCAGCACUAUUGUAUUGGAGGAGGAUAUUUCCCUCAGCUUCAGCAGUGUGGAGACUUCACCGGUCUGGAUCUGAGCGGAACAGCAUCCAAACAACUCACUGAAUCAUCUGUGCUGCUCUUCUAUCGUUAAGACGUGAAACAUCAAACAUUCACUGCUGUUUACAUCAGAUCAAACGCUGAGCUGAGCUGUACAUGUAUACAUUUGUUAAAACAUUAUUUUUUGUGUUUGAUGUUUGAUGUAUGAAUGUGAUAUCAAUAAACAUCUGAAAAACA
Molecule: messenger RNA, 1191 nt
Organism: Megalobrama amblycephala (Wuchang bream)
Lineage: Eukaryota; Metazoa; Chordata; Actinopteri; Cypriniformes; Xenocyprididae
Gene: itln3
Product: intelectin 3
Exons: 7
Coding region: 110-1048 (312 amino acids)
Molecular function (GO): oligosaccharide binding
Source: RefSeq, a predicted model, not a curated record